AUGUUCAACUGGAUUAUCCCAACGCGAUACGCAGUGGAUUUGAAUGGAUAUCGCAGCAAAUUGGGCAGUAGCUCAAUCUCCAAUAACAAGGUCCGUGUAGCCGACAACCGAAUACAGGAUGGACCAAUGGACCCCUCUCCAAAGCGCGGCCACUCCGAGAGGGAAGCAGUUUGGGCACAAGUCCUUCGAACAGAGCCGCAUUGCGGUGGUGUCGACGAAGCCUACAUGCAUGGGAACGGUCUCCAUCCAGGUAUCCAAUGCGUCGGAGGGGGGUAUCGUGAGAGAAUCCCAGGGAUUGCUAGGGCUUCCCGUGGGAUUGAAUUGAUAUGUAGGUCGUUGGUUGCCUUGUGCGAACCACCUGCGAACCCCUCAUUCGGGUUCCGGUUCCCGCUUUGCAACUAUUGGAACUGCUUCGAGUCAUCUCAUAUCGAUGAUCUCUCUGUCCCAAGUGCUGUUGUGUUCCGCAUCUCCUCAACGUGGAUCCAUCUCUAG
Penicillium argentinense is the source of this 492-nucleotide messenger RNA. RefSeq lists its product as uncharacterized. Lineage: Eukaryota; Fungi; Ascomycota; Eurotiomycetes; Eurotiales; Aspergillaceae. The transcript has a single exon. Bases 1 to 492 code for a protein of 163 amino acids. The record is from RefSeq and is a predicted model, not a curated record.